CUGAGACUCGUUGUCGGUUUGCGCGUACAUUCAUGCCAUGCAUAUAUAAAUGAAUCGGUUAUACGGAAUUUGACAGUAAAAAUAUUCUUUUGGUGCUUACGAUAUUCGUUCGUAUCACAAAUUAGUUUCAUCAACCAAGUGAUUCGUUAAACACGCGACUUUGUUGCUCUCUACUCUCACUGUGUACGGUUUUGUGUUUGGUAUCCUAAACUCCAUUUUAAUAUUACUUUAAACGCUACGUAAACACAGCAAAUCAACAUGUCGACUCCAACGGAAAUUGGUGGUUACAAAUUGGGCAAGGUCAUCAUUGAAGGAAAAACAAAAGCCGUUUACGACUUGCCAAACAAUGCUGGUCUCUGUUUGCUCUUGAACAAGGAUCGCAUUACAGCUGGAGAUGGUGUUAAGAAACACGAUUUGGCAGGCAAAGCUGCCAUUUCGAACGCAACCAAUGGCAAGGUCUUUUCCAUCUUGAAUGAAGCCGGCGUGAAGACGGCUUAUGUCACACAAGUAUCACCAACCGCUUUUAUCUCACGUAAAUGCGAAAUGAUCCCAAUCGAGUGGGUUACUCGUCGCUUAGCUACCGGAUCAUUCUGUAGACGUUAUCCUUCGGUCAAAGAAGGUUAUCGUUUUUCACCACCAAAACAAGAGACAUUCUUCAAAGACGAUGCAAAUCAUGAUCCUCAAUGGACAGAAGAGGAAAUUAUUUCAGCCGGUUUUGAAUUUAACGGCCGUAAAAUCGGUCGCAGUGAAGUGGACAUCAUGCGUGAAACCACGAUUGUUGUGUUCGAAAUCCUCGAGAAGGCUUGGGCUUAUCGUCAAUGUGCUUUGAUCGACAUGAAAAUCGAGUUUGGUAUCGAUGAACAAGGACAAAUCCUUUUGGCUGAUGUGAUCGAUUCAGACUCAUGGCGUCUCUGGCCAUCAGGCGACAAACGAUUGAUGGUUGACAAACAAGUGUACCGUAACUUGACCACGGUCACACAAGAUGAUUUGGAAACCGUCAAACGUAACUUUGAAUGGGUCAGUGAGCAAUUGGAUCACAUUGUGCCACCAAAUGACAACCUUGUUGUCAUUCUCAUGGGAAGCCCAUCGGACAAGGAACACUGCGAAAAAAUUGCUAAAUACUGCAAAGAGUUGGGCUUGAACGCUGAAUUGCGCGUCACUUCAGCACACAAAAGCACACAAGACACAAUUCAAAUUGUUCGUGAAUACGAAAGUCUGUUCAAUAAUUUGGUAUUCAUCGCUGUCGCCGGCCGAUCAAACGGUUUGGGCCCAGUUUUAUCAGGCAAUACCACCUAUCCAGUCAUCAACUGUCCACCAGUUAAAAGCGACAAUGUCAACAUCGACAUUUGGUCAAGCUUGAAUGUUCCAUCCGGUUUGGGAUGCGGCACUGUCAUCUAUCCAGAAGCUGCUGCUCUCAAUGCUGCACAAAUUUUGGGCAUUGGCAACUACACCAUCUGGUCAAAACUUCGCGUCAAACAACUGACCAAUAUCGUUAGCUUGAAACAAUCUGACGAACUCAUCCGUGGCCUUCGCUCUGUCAGCGUACACAAAUAAACCAACCUCUUCAUUGGACAUCUCCGCUAAAAAUAAAUGCAUACAUGCAUUUCAUCACACGAAUUCAUUCCGAAAAUGAAAAAAAUUGUGUUUCUUAUACAUAA
Molecule: messenger RNA, 1658 nt
Organism: Sitodiplosis mosellana (orange wheat blossom midge)
Lineage: Eukaryota; Metazoa; Arthropoda; Insecta; Diptera; Cecidomyiidae
Gene: Paics
Product: bifunctional phosphoribosylaminoimidazole carboxylase/phosphoribosylaminoimidazole succinocarboxamide synthetase
Exons: 6
Coding region: 259-1554 (431 amino acids)
Biological process (GO): 'de novo' IMP biosynthetic process
Molecular function (GO): phosphoribosylaminoimidazolesuccinocarboxamide synthase activity
Source: RefSeq, a predicted model, not a curated record